AUGGCUCGAAGCAGGAAGUCCACAAAGCCACCACUGGUCAUGGCUACUACAGCGUUACCAGGAGACAAUGCAGCCAGCUCUAUCAGUCGACAUAUCCCACUAUUUUGUUCCGUGUGCCCUGAGACUCCUCGUUUUUCGGACGUCUCUCAUCUUCUUACUCAUAUCGCUUCGAAAGGACACCUUCAUCACGAAACCCAAACGAAGCUCAAGGCUCAUCAAGAUAUCACCGCCGCGGUCAAACUUCAACGUUACGAGGAGUAG
This is a messenger RNA of Fusarium verticillioides 7600, 261 nucleotides long. RefSeq lists its product as hypothetical. The record is from RefSeq and is a predicted model, not a curated record. The coding region runs from base 1 to 261 and encodes 86 amino acids. The transcript is spliced from 2 exons. Lineage: Eukaryota; Fungi; Ascomycota; Sordariomycetes; Hypocreales; Nectriaceae.